Molecule: messenger RNA, 2255 nt
Organism: Anastrepha ludens (Mexican fruit fly)
Lineage: Eukaryota; Metazoa; Arthropoda; Insecta; Diptera; Tephritidae
Gene: asun
Product: protein asunder
Exons: 6
Coding region: 42-2153 (703 amino acids)
Biological process (GO): regulation of mitotic cell cycle; centrosome localization
Cellular component (GO): integrator complex
Source: RefSeq, a predicted model, not a curated record
UUUUAUUCGAUAGCCCCCCAUCACCAAUCAUAAACAGAAAAAUGUUUACGUACGAUCUUAACCAGAAAACUAUUUUCGUGCUGGACCAUACGCAAUAUUUCAGCAUAUCCAGUGAGGAUUAUAUACCCCUAGAAUUGCUAAAAGGUAAGCCAGGAAUUACAGAACCAUCAAAAGAUGUUCCAGUCUCAGGUGGUACGAGCGAUGUUCAAUUUAGCAAAAGUUUAUGGACAUGCUCAGUGGAAUCGUCUAUUGAAUACUGCCGUAUAGUAUGGGAUCUUUUCCCUCGAGGCAAACUUGUACGUUUCAUCGUUAGUGACACUGCGGCACAUAUUGUCAACACUUGGAAUCUAACUACACAGAAUAUGUCGCAUGUUUUAAAUGCAAUGGCACUUGUUGGAGUCCCACAACGCAAUGCAGUGCAAUCAUCAGAUUUUUCGGUAAUACAUGGCUUGCGUGCGGCUAUAGAAGCGCUCGCUGAACCAACCGAAACUCAACUAGCGCUAUUACAAGAGCGUGAUAGUACUUUGAUUCAUUCAGGAGAAAAUCCGAUGCCUAACAAAGGGCGUGUUAUAUGCAUAACAUCGGCGCGGGAUAACUCUAGUAUGAAGAGUCUUGAGGACAUAUUCCACACCGUGUUGAUGCAACAAAAUACAUUGGCUGCUACUCAACGCAAAAUGCUUCACAUUGACCACUGUCAUCUAGUGAUCAUCAAUGUGGUACCACUUAACAUAGACUCACUCGUAACCAAUCGCGGAAAAAUGGAUUUGUCGUCAGUAUUAUCAACUGAAAUUCACACUACAUGUGCGCCUAAUAUUUCAAAUAAAUUAACACAUUUAAUCAUGAGCCACUACGACUUGGCAAGUACUACAGUUACGGGUAUACCCAUGAAAGAAGAACAAAAUGCUAAUUCAAGUGCAAACUAUGACGUAGAGAUUUUACAUGCACGAAACGCCCACACUUCCAUAUGUGGUAGUGAAGCACUGCUUCCCACAAGCCGCAAAGAAGGUGCUGAAUACGAAACCGUGACUCUGAAGUGGUGUACGCCACGUGGUUGUGGAUCUUCUGAUAUGCAACCAUGUUUGGCUCAACACCGCGUAACCCCAGUGGAUGUUACGUCGCGACCCAGCGCUUGUCUCAUUACGUUUUUAUUGAAUGGGCGUUCAGUUUUACUUGAAAUGCCAAGAAAAACUGGCGGAAAGACAACGAGUCACUUACUUUCGGCUCGUGGGGGUGAAAUCUUCAUUCACGCUUUGCAAAUCACCCGCUCUUGUCUGGAAGAUCUGCCCUCAAUUUCCGAGGGUCCUGGUGGACGCGUCACCGACUAUCGGAUCGCUGAUUUUGCCUCGUUUAUUAAAGCGCAUCGCUUCGUGCCGCUUAAAGUGAAGUCAAAGUCUGAAGAAAAUCUACACAAAGCUCGUGAAAGGCUACAACGUCGCUCACGCUAUUUUCCACUUACACUUAACACUAGCUUGAUAUAUAAUCUCCAGCGAAACCUUAGCUGGGUGCCCUAUUUCCUACGUAAAAUUAGUAAAGAGGAUAUGGAUAAGACCGACGAAACGCAGUGUCAGCAAUAUAUUUUCGAAAUUUACACAGCCGCAUCUCGCGGGGAGCCGUUGCCGUUCCCUAAUAUGGGCGGAGGACGGUUAAAGGGUUCAAAAAAGGCUGACCAAUACAAGUUGAUUUACGCUGAACUAGAAGUGUUGAUACGGGCCUAUGCAACAACACCACAUCACAAAGUCAUUUUAGAGAGCGUGCAAAAUGUGCGUGCUGCUUGUGGAGAUACAACCGUUAAAACGGAAAAUGAUGGAAGUCGCGAUUCAAUUGGUAAAACUGUAAUGCGGGAUUCUCCAAUGUCACCACCUCAUUCUAUGGACAGCAGUAGUAGCAGUAGCAGUUUGCUUAAAACAAGCAAGCGUAAUUUAAGCAGCAGCGGACAACGCUCACUCUUGGACAUAUUUACCAGCACGGAACGUAGUCAAUCUGCAAAACGCGUCGACUUCUCGGGUCGGCUUUGUACACCAACCGGACAAAUUGCAAAAUUAUAUCCAGAUUUUUGGAACAAAGAAAAAGAGUCUGGUUCUGCUUCGUCUUCCAACACCGCUAUAAAAGAAGAAAGUUUAGGUAUAAAGUUGGAAUUGGGUGUGAGAAAUUGAAUAUGUGAAUAUUUUAUUAAAUAGUAAUAAAUUAAAAUGUCCAUAAGUGUGUAAAAUGUAUACCAAAUUGUCUGAAAAUUAAUAAAUACGGUAAAUGAUCAC